AACACACUCUAAACUGUCUCACGGUAUGUUAUUUUAAGAUACGGUUGAUCACACCGUUUGGGUGAAGAAAUUACAUGAUUGCCAUGUAUAAACAAACAUACAUUAAAAUCUAUGCUUUAUUUAGUGUAACAUAUAAAUUAUCAUUUAUUUUAAAUAAAUACAUUUAUGGAUGUGACAUAUUAUUGUAUUCAAGAAAUAUAGUGGUGUUAGCCUACAGUCUGGUAUUGCAAUAGCAAACGGGUGUUAACCUGCUGUCUGGAUAGAAUCUUAUCGGACAGUUUUUAGUUAGUACAUUAACAUCAAUUAGCAGCCAUUUUGUAUUAACAAAAAGAUAAGAAAAAGAAAUUGUUAAAAACACAGAGAUAACGGGUUAAUGUUUUGUUGUACUUGCAAGUGUCUCAUCUGCUCAUUGCUGAUCGACGAAAUUCAACAUUUAAGUAACGCUGAAAUACUGACUAUAUAUUGUUUAAAAGAUGUGUAUGUUGGUAUUAGGUACAUCUCAUAUCAACAGACUUCAAAAUUAUUUAGUUUGACAACACAAUGCAAAUAAUUUAUUUAAUCUGAACAAUUAUCCGCCGAUUAAUUUGCAUGGAAUAUCGGGUGGAUGUGUCAACAACUGAGUCCAUGUUACUCGCUGGGAAAGGAGCAUUGCUACAUUCAGGCCAAAAGUGUUGGUGUUACAUUUUGGAGGAAACAAUUUAGAUUCACGAAGAGAUGUCUGUGAUAAAUUUCGCUGAAGGUAGUGAAUUUGGCAAUCACAUGGCAUGCACGAUAUAAUGUUCAAUUUGUGGUGAUCCUUGUCACAUCUCUUCGAUCGAUUAUUUAACACGUACUUUGGUCCAAGUAAACAAGAUGUUAAAAGACGAAUGUCGUCACUGUGACAUUUUGUACUGGAAGAUAUCUGGGGUGAAAUAUCCAACUCAGCCUAUUUUCUGUGAUGGUGUACAUUUUAAUGAUGACGGAAUGCUGCGUUACUACCGUAGUUUACGUGGUGCAAUUAUCUACGCUAGUAAAUAAUUGAUGUAAACAUAGUGAAAUGUUAUUGUGUGAAUAGCAUCAACUUUGUGAUAUGUGACUGAUGUUUUUGUUUUUAGAACUAUUGAGUCUACAUGUACAUCCUUGUUUAAUUAUGUUAACAUGCUCAAAUGGUUCAAAUAACAUAGAUUUUUUACAAUUACAACAUGCUAUAAAACUUUCAUCACAAAUGCAUGUUUUUCUUACAUGCUGAGAAUCAUGUUGACAGUUAAUGAGUUAUCUGUUUAUUUUGUUUUAGAAUUUAUUAAGUUAUGAUUUAAAUAUGUUAGUGUUUUGGCGUUAGUAUUUUUAUUUAUUCAUGCAUUUAUUGGUUUAUUUAACAACUGAAAUAUGUUAGUAUUUCAGUGUUAGUAUUUUAUGUUAUUCAUGCAUUUCUUUGGUUUAAUUAAUAACAAAUGAAAUAACAACUUUGCCAGUGUGAGCCAUCUUUAAGUUUUGCGGAACUUCAUGCUAGUACAUACACUGAAUCUAUUUGUAUGGGAUUGAGUGAUCGUCUAUCAUAACGGCCCUUUCUUUCCACUAAGCAAAUUUUUUUAUUUGCAGCUAUCACCUGGAAACAUGAGGCUGUUUUACUUCUUAUUUCUUUGUAUGGUGAAAACAAAGAGAAAUUCACAAUGUUACAAACAGAAAGAUGUCUGGAAAAUUAUUUCUGCAAAUAUGUUAAGACAUAGGGGAGUUAAUUCGGGAAAAAAAUCAACAGUUUUUACAUUUGUAUUUCUAAAGAGAAAGAUUCUUUUAGGAAAAUUAAUCUUUUUUAGCAAUUGGAACAGUGUAAUUAAGGAAGAUAUCACUGUAAUAUAUUUCAUAGCUAGAUAAAAUCUUUUAUGUCAUUGUGGCUACUUUUCUUUUCUUAAACACAAGUUAUCAGUUCGGUAAUUAAACACCACUUUUGCUUUUCUGUUAAUUUAUUAUGUAGUUUAAUAGCCAAUCAGAAAGUGUUCUUCUUACACAUGAUCAUUAUCCACCAAUCAACGUCCAGCUUCCUCAUAACAAAGAAAUUGUUCAGAAUGUUCUUGCUUGUUUCAUAUUGCUAGACAUAUUCCUGCUUAAUAUGAGAAAUUUUUCAUUUGUUUUCCAUUUGGAUGUAUACGGUAAACGUUUACACAGUUACUACUGUUUUAAAUUAACUUGGGAUCACUGCAUCACGGAUAUGAUAAAGUUCUUAAUUUUGGUGCUUUGCGGCCUGGUUACGUAAAAUUUUGGAAACAAAAUGUCGUCAACUAUACAGAUUAUUUGACAUUCAUUUGUGACUUGUUUCAAGUGAUUCAUUAGAGACAAAGCUAGUUUCAAAUUUAAUUUGAAUAAAUGUCAUGUUACCCUCUUAUCCAAUCCAAUAUUCCUGCUAUUCGGGGGCACAUGUACACACUCUACAGGACAAUUUAACGGACGUUGCAGAUUUUUAUCCCGAUAUAGCAGUGAUAAUUAUAGGCACAAACGAUCUUUAUUCAGUGGACACAGAUCUGAUUUCUGUAACAAUGAACAUAGUGGAUCUGGUUGAUAGGUUGCUUUUCAUGGAAAAUGUGCAAAUUGAACAAGCCUUUGUUAUUGCAAUUUUCUUCUUCAGUACAGGUCAAGGCUUGGAUGUUCAAUUUUAGUUUGACAAAGUUUUGAUAAUUUUUGUCGAACAAUUAAUCUUUUACACUCUGUUAAACAUAUGAUGGGUUUCAUUUAUGCUAUAUUCAUGUUUUUCAGAUGAAUCAACAUAAGCGCUCCGCUACAGUGAGUGCUUGUACUAUGCCUUGUUGCAUGCCUCAAACAACAGCAAUGAAGAAAGCAAAGAAGGGGAAAACACACCAAACAAAACUUGGUAAAUCAAACCGGAGCCUUGAUAAUGGUGGUAUUAAAGAAUCUUCUGCUCAAAAGAAAAUAUCAUCAGGAUAAACAAUUCCAACUACAUCCCUCUCUCACAAGCCAAGCACAACACACAUUGAUGUGGAAGAAAGUUCGGAAAGUGAAAUUGACUCAGUUUCAAACCAGAGUCCAGCUGCGAUUGCUUCAUUGGAUUCGGAGAGUGAUUACAUGAAUCCAAUGGCAGAUGUAACAAACAAUCACUCCUGCUUGGUGACAGGUACACACAGCGUUAGGUUUUUGGAACCAGUCUGAACACCAAUUUCUUAUUCUGUUCCUAAGUCAAUUGCCAAAAAGAUCAAACACAAGAAAUUUAUAGACUUUGCACAUCUCCUACCUCAGACAACAGGUUACCAAACUCCCAGUUUUGCACUUACUUAUAAUAAACUCUAAAGAUCAACUAAGUUUAGCGCCCUCCAAUAAAUCGAAGAAAAUCUAUAACAUUGAUACAUGGACUACUGCCUUUUUAAGGUUUGUAGCAAUCUACUCUGGUUACUACCCAUACGAAACUCCUCAACUAAUGAAAUAUGGGGAAAUAGUUAGGGAUCUAGCACAUCGUCGUCAAGGCAUGGCCUGGUCGUUCUAAGACAGCCAAUUUCAGAUGUCCAGGGAUCAUGCCAUUAUCCCCUUGGAUACAUUACACACAGGAUUCUGGGUUAUGGCUACUACUCAACCAACCAGAUAAAGAUCACCAACAACAACGAGAAGAGUGGGAGAGGAAGAAGUACAUGUAGUACUAUGAUGCAAUGGAAGAACUUCUGGCUGGGGAUCCAGCAAUUAGACCAAUAAAAGUUGUUGUGUCUAGUACUGCAACACCUGCUGCAGAGUCCACAUCAACAGGUUUGUUUUGAUAACUUUAUUUGCCCAACAACUAUGAGUCCAAGAAAUCUUCAUGCAUUAUUCUAACAUGUCUGCAUCACUGUGUUACAUACUAUUAAACAAAGAGGGCCUGUCAACACUUCGUUAUUCAAUACAUAAUAUAUCACAGUUGGUGCUAGUAGUGAUACAUAUGGCCGCUACCAUUUAACUGUGUGUAAAAUAAUGAAUGAAAGUCCAUGUACAUGUAGCGGUGCGGAAAUUUAGUGGUGUAUUCUGACUAUUUGGUGGUGUUCCACCGUAUCACAAAAAUAUAUAUAAACAGCUGAUCUUACGUAGCGCUUCAUUCUCUUUCCGGUUAGGCUGUCAGAUAGAUCUAUGGUAGGUAGGAAUUUUGUAUUCAUAUCUAGCCAUCCUUCUAAAAAGUCAAAUGUAUUUAGUUUGAUUUUGGUUGAGUAUUUGGUCUCACGUUAUUAUUUUAAUUGUAUUGAGAUUAUUUACAUCGAUAUUAGGGCUGUUAGAAUAACUACUGUUACUCUGUCUAAUUUGCAUGUACACUUUUAUUUUUCACAAUAUAGGAAUGAGAGAGAGACGCACAUGCCAAGAUUAUAAUGUUAUAUGUCGAUAGGAGCUUAUCCUUUGUAAGUGUUGACUUGAAUUAUUAUUAUUUAUUAAACUAAACUUUGUAACAUAUUUGUUUAGAAUUAAUAAGUUGACAAGAUGCUGUUUCAGCUAUCUAUUGAUAUUGUUUGAACCAUUGAUAUUGUUUGAACCAUUGAUAUUGUUUGAACCAUUGUGUGAACUGUUGAAAAUGAGAAAUGUUGUAAUGCUGUAUUAAUAAUUAUUUUUGUAAUGAGUUGAUGCUUUUUAUUAAUAAAUUCUUCUUGGUUUCGGCACGUUUUUAUAGACUAGGUCAUAAAGAAUUGAAAGAAAGCUAUUACACGUCAAAUUUAUAUGUAGAAAAGAAAACUGUAUAAAUCAAGAUGAAGCUGAAACCAUUGUAGUUGUUAUUCAUCCAUCCGUAUCCAUCUCACACAAGAAACCCCCCUGUAACAUACAUAAGUGUAGUACAUAAAUGAUGUCAAUCUGUGAAAUAUCUGUUGCACAUAAGAAUCGACACAUAUUCCUGUUGACGCUAUCUUAAAUGUCAGGGGCAGUAAUCACUGGAUGGUUGUUCAAGAAAUAAAUUCAAUGUAGGCUAGAUAUAGAUUUAUUACAAUGAACCAUUUAAAAUGUUCUUGAUAUAUGAAGGAGUACUUUGGAUAUCAUUCAGGUGAUUAGGUUUAAUCGAUCAUUCUUAUGCCUAGUGAGUAAAUUCCUACAGAAUGAUUAAUUUGUCCAUAUAGUCACUGGUAGAAAACAAGUGAGUUGUGUAUCUUUCACAUUUGACAUUAUUGUUGAACUUGGUUUCAGCAUAUAAUAACAGUACAUGAUGCCAGAGUAUAUAGGAAUAGCCAAUUUCUGAGGUAAUAGAAAGGCUAGGGGAAAAUUAUCAUGUUCUUGUUGAUUCAUGUAUAUCCCCUUUCAGUCAGUAUGCUGGUGCCUUAUCGAGAUUAUAAAUAGACAUUUGGACAUAGUUCAAAAGAAAUUUAAGAAAGUGCAUUCCUCUACAAGAGUAGAUGUGGAAAGACCCAUUGGAUUAUUAAAAUGCAAGUUCAGAAGAUUAAAGUCUUUAGACAUGCAUCUGCAGGAAGAAAUUCCUGAAGUUAUCACAGCUUGCUGUGUAGUUCAUAACGUGAUUUUAGAUUGUGAAUGGUAGAAGAGGAGAUUUCGUUAGAUGAUGCAGUAGAUAAUAGUUCAUCAGAUCAAGACAAUCAAAUAAGACAAACAAGUAGCCAUGGGGAAACAAAACAGAGAAAGAUAGGCAACUUGUUGUAGACAUUUGUAGAAAAUACUUGAAGGAUCAUUUUAAAUAUAAAAAAAUUUACAUAUAAACUUAACAGAUAUAGGCAACUCAAUAGUCACUUAUUUAAUUAAAGCAGCUUAUGUAUAAGAGUUAUCAUAAUUAAUUGUAGUUGUUUAUAACGUGUUAUCAAUAUAAUAUAUUUUUAAAUAAAAGCAGACAAGUUAACGCAUACGUAUUUCAUAGUAGCUUGGGUGGAAGUUUAAUAAAAUAUUAUGUUAUAUUUACAAUGCUUUAUUACUAUGUAAUACCUCCAAAGUUGACAAAACAAUUAAAUUAUGAAAUUGAUCAUUAUUCUUUACCUGCUCAACUGUUUUCUACAUGUUUUAAUGACAUUAAAACUUGCAUUUUAAAAUUUUCAAGAUGAUUUUCCUUCAACCCUUUAAAACUAUAAUCUUAUAGCGCUUUCAGAACCCCUUUCAAUAUCCCCAGACUUUUUCCAAUUUUACCAAUGAGUUUGUCUAGAAAAUCGCAUGCAUUUUUAGUGUAGCUAGUGAUGACAACGAUAUUUUCGAAUCAUUUCUAGAUGACAACGAUAUGGUUCCAUAUUAUUAGUUGUUGGUGUGAGUUGCCUCCCUUUAGAAACGUGCUUCGUUUUUUGGCACUGUUUUCUUGCCAUCAUAUUUCGUAAAUCCAUAGGAGCGUUAUAGAGCCCAAAAGAGUUCGACGGAGACGUCGGAGAUCUUGAACGCAAAAUAAAAUCUCAACGAACAAACGUCUUCUGUCUACUCUAGGGCCCAAACAAGCCACAUUUACAGUCGAACUCUUGGUCAACUCAACGUUUGGAUGUUGACAAUGAUGGUCGUCACCAUGCAAAGACAGCGAUAACGAUAGUCUUUACGAAAUUAUCAGAUUAUUCAAUGAGUAACAGUAAACUGUUGAAGUCAAUUGAACUCUUGAGUAGUUCAUCCAAACCAGAUUCUUUAACUUGGAAACCUGUGGUACUUGCUGAUAGCAAAGGCAAAUAUAUUGAAAGUUCAGUUCAAAGGUCAUCAAGGCCAGAAAAUCUAAUUUUAUGGGUUUGUAAAGCUGGUUGGAAAUCAUCUGAUGUUGCUAAAUGGAUUGAACAAAAUCUUGAAACUCUAUUAAAAACUCACCAAUUUAUUAGUUUGUAUGUGUGGAUCGGCACCUGCGAUUUGACAGUAAAAGGUAAAAAAUAUAUCCAACUGCGACGUAAUUCUACAGAAGCAUUAGAACAAAAUUUACAAAAAAUUAAGAACCUCAUCACAAACUCUAAUGUAAAACUAACAUUUUUUCAUAUCCCGUAUUAUUCCAUUCGACUCUGGAACGAAACAAAAGGACAUGAAAAUCCUUCAUCUUAUAAAGAGAGCGAUGACCAACUUACAUCACUCAUCGACACUGCAAAUGGUUUUAUAGAUAAAUUGAAUUUGGAACAGAAUACUUCAUCUCCCAAGUUCAACGAAGACUUACGAAGAAGCCGGAAGUCAAAGGGACGAAAGGCUCGUUACUCUACAAAUUACAGUCUACUUCUUGAUGGAAUUCAUCCAAAGAAAACUUUGGCAACACUUUGGCUAUUGUCAAUGAAGAAGAAAAUAUUCAAAGACUGUGCUUAAAUGAUUAUAUGACUUUUGAUGUAGGCAGGGAAUGUCCAGCCACAUCACUGCAAAAAAAACAAUUGUAUCUGUAUUUGUAUCAACAUAUUGCUUGCGUUGUUUGCAAUUUGAUCGAGUCUCAUAAUAUUAUGAAAUCUUAGGUUGACUUUGAUGUAGGCAGGGAAUGCCCAGUCGCAUCACAUUGAAUUAGCUUCACAUUGAAUGCCUUUCAAUAGUAGUGUGUACUAAUUUUUUAUUUUUUUUAUGUAUAACUUAGUAGGUGAAAGUAUCUUAACAUACGUUUAAGGAUUAAAUUUUAGGUAACUUAAAUUCAUUUAAGUAAGCUACAAUCUUUUAGGUUUUUUUUUCUUUUCUUUUUUCACCUGAUGCAUUUCUUACUGUUUUUAGCCUUUUUAGGUCAUCCGCAGUUUUAUUACAUAAAAGGGCGACAACUUUAACAUUUAAGAAAUUGCCUUUGUACAUCAUGAAAUAGUUAAAUAACUUGAAAUCAAUUGUACAUAUACAUGCAACUGUACUGUUAGUUCUAAAGGAGCUCUCAGUACCUUGUGAUCAUUUUUUGUUCGUUACCUUUGUAUCGUUUCUUACACUCCUCCCUAAGAUAGGCAAAAUGGAUGAAUGUUCGGGGAAUGAUAAGGUGGAAGAGUCUAUUGAGAUUUCUGAAAAACGUGACAGAAUUCCUACUGAGAAGGGUCUUGCGUGGAAAACUGAUAUUUACGUACGCGACAUUAGGUCUUUGAUAUCACGCUGGCAUCGUUGUUCUCAACAGUUAAAUAUACAUUUAUCAGACACAGAAGAUUCAAAACUCAUAGUAAAGGAACGCGACAAUUUAGUCAAUAUAAUGAAUGAGUUAAGCAAUAAGUAUACAGAAUUAAGUGAGUUACCACAAUGUGAUGAGUUAGAUAAUAUUAGGCUAAGAUAUGAGUCAAUUGAGGCGGACCAUAGUAAGCUUUUGGCCAAUACCUCUGAAAUUCUUCGUGAGUUGAAGGUGGCAAGUGUGGAAUUUCGUUCUUGUUCUUCUUCUAAUUCAAAACAUUCACACAAAAGCAAAGGUUCUGAAAGUUCUUCACACCACUCAUUACUAUCAAACAAAUCUUACCUUGCAGCUAAAACUGCUGAGUUAAAGGUCAAACUCAAAUACCUUGAUGUUGAAUCCAAAGCCAAGUUGGAAUUUGAUCGUGUUAAAGCCUUGAAGGGGUUGGAACUAGCCCAGGCAAAUAUGGAGGCUAUAGACGCUGACGUCAUUGAUUUUGAGGAGCCAUCCCGGUCUGAAGCAAAACCAACAUUGCCUUCAGUCGACCGAGACAGUUAUACGAAAGACUACGUUCUCGCACACACUGCUGUUAAAGAUGAAAGACUUGAAUCAUCUCAAACCAAUCAUCCUAUUGAACCUUCCAUUAAGGUAGAAAAUCAGGACCAGCCAGUCUUAGGUCUUCCUCGCAGACUUUCUAAUUCUACUAUCUCUAGUUCAAAUCUGAAUCCUUCUGUAAGUGAAUUCUAUCCCAAACCUGUACAUACACAUUGUGAGGGACCAGCAUUUUCAACUUCCUGUACCACGUCUCAUCCUACAGGCCCAUUUUGUUCUCACAGAGAAACUUACUCUUCACAAGGUUUACCAGUUAAUGCACCGGUGCCUAGUUUUAACGCUGAACAAGGAAUCAUUGAGCUUGCUAAAUCGCUUGCCGAACAAGUUAGUCUAACUAGGUUGCCUCCCCCUGAACCCACAGUAUAAUAUUAGUAUUAUUAUAAUUAGUAUGAAUUAAUUUUAGUUUGAUUAUGUAAGUCUUGUGUACAAGACUUCGUCCGUGACUUCUGGUGAGAUUCAACAUGGCAGUGUCCAGUUCGCAGAAAAUACAGAUUUUUGGACACUCUUUCGUACGGCGUUGUAACGAUUUAUUAUGGACUCAGAAUCACACUACUUUCAUCUUAAUUUGGAUGGGUCUCCCCUUAUACACUUAACGGCUUUUCUAACUCCACAUUUUCAUCUUUUAUUAUCUUUUUUAUUAAGAGUAUUAAUUUGAUCAAUUUUUGUCUACCGUCAUUAAACGGGUUGAUAAUAUUUUGGCAUGUAUAAAAUUGAGCGUAAACCAGUUCAAACUAUCUGUUACGAGAUGCACGUGCAUUCCGUGCAUUUUGUAUCUUGUCAUUUAUACAAAAAUUGUACACCUACAAAAUUGAUAA
Ruditapes philippinarum (Manila clam) is the source of this 9354-nucleotide messenger RNA. RefSeq lists its product as uncharacterized. The record is from RefSeq and is a predicted model, not a curated record. Lineage: Eukaryota; Metazoa; Mollusca; Bivalvia; Venerida; Veneridae. The transcript is spliced from 2 exons. The coding region runs from base 7784 to 8905 and encodes 373 amino acids.